AUGGCUACCUUCGACCGUUCCAAGCCCCACUUGAACAUCGGUACCAUUGGACACGUCGACCACGGUAAGACCACUCUUACCGCUGCCAUCACAAAGACCCUCGCUGCUAAGGGUCAGGCUGCUUUCCUCGACUACAACCAGAUCGACAAGGCUCCUGAGGAGAAGGCUCGUGGUAUCACCAUUUCCACUGCUCACGUCGAGUAUCAGACCGACAAGCGUCACUAUGCCCACGUCGACUGUCCCGGUCACGCCGAUUACAUUAAGAACAUGAUUACUGGUGCCGCCCAAAUGGACGGUGCUAUCAUUGUCGUCUCUGCUACCGAUGGUCAAAUGCCCCAGACUCGUGAACACUUGCUUCUCGCCAAGCAGGUCGGUAUCCAGCACCUCGUCGUCUUCAUCAACAAAGUCGAUGCUGUCGAUGACAAGGACAUGUUCGAGCUCGUCGAGAUGGAAAUGCGUGAUCUUUUGACUUCUUACGGUUUUGAUGGUGAGGGUACUCCCAUUAUCUUCGGUUCCGCCUUGGCUGCCCUCGAGGGUCGUGACCCCGAGAUUGGUGAGCAGGCUAUCGCUAAGCUUAUGGACGCCAUUGACGAGCACAUCCCCGAGCCCCCCCGUGAUCUCGACAAGCCCUUCCUCAUGCCCGUUGAGGAUAUCUUCUCCAUCUCUGGACGUGGUACCGUCACCACUGGCCGUGUCGAGCGUGGUACUUUGAAGAAGGGUGCUGAAGUCGAGAUCGUCGGUUACGGACCCACCAUCAAGACCACUAUCACCGGUAUCGAGGCCUUCAAGAAGGAUCUCGACCAGGCCCAGGGUGGUGACAACUGUGGUCUCCUCCUCCGUGGUAUCAAGCGUGACCAGCUCAAGCGUGGUAUGGUCAUCGCCGCCCCCGGUACCGUCAAGACCCACAAGAGGUUCCGUGCUCAGUUCUAUAUCCUCAACAAGGACGAGGGUGGUCGCCGCACCGGUUUCGUCAACUACUACCGUCCCCAGAUGUUCUGCCGUACCGCUGAUGUCACUAUCAUCUUGACCCACCUUCCUGGUGUCGAGGAGGCUGACUCCAAGAUGGUCAUGCCUGGAGACAACUUGGAGAUGGAAUGUGAGCUUGUUCACUCUAUCGUUGUUGAGGAGGGUAUGCGUUUCACUAUUCGUGAGGGUGGUAGGACCGUCGGUACUGGUCUUGUUACCAAGAUCGUCGAGUAA
Saitoella complicata NRRL Y-17804 is the source of this 1200-nucleotide messenger RNA. RefSeq names its product putative elongation factor tu, mitochondrial precursor. The transcript has a single exon. Gene Ontology annotation, cellular component: mitochondrion. The record is from RefSeq and is a predicted model, not a curated record. Gene Ontology annotation, molecular function: GTP binding; translation elongation factor activity; GTPase activity. NCBI's taxonomy places the organism in Eukaryota, Fungi, Ascomycota, Saitoellomycetes, Saitoellales, Saitoellaceae. Gene Ontology annotation, biological process: mitochondrial translational elongation. Bases 1 to 1200 code for a protein of 399 amino acids.